AUGCGUGAUUUACUGAUUCCCGAGAAAUACACUUAUACGGUGGCUGGAGAUAAAUUUCUCCAAUUCGACAGCUGUGCUUCAGAUAAUAUAAUUAUUAUCUUUAGCACGCAAAAGAAUUUGGAUUUGAUGGCGACAUGUGACCAUUGGUACGCUGAUGGUACAUUUAAAACGUCACCGCCAUUGUUUAAGCAAGUUUUUACAAUACACGCGAUUAAGUAUAAUAACGUUCUGAAAACGGUUUACUCACUGUUGCCGGAUAAAUGGCAAGAUACGUAUUCGAGUGUAUUGUAUAAACUGAAGCUGCUUAAACCAGGGCUGUCUCCAGUCAGUGUUAUGACCGAUUUUGAAAAUGCCCAGAUAAAUGCUUUUUCCCAUAAUUUUCCAGAUAUCAGGAACAGAGGUUGUUUUUUUCACUUCAGUCAACGCAUUUGGAGAAAAAUUCAGACAAUCGCUGACAUUCGAUCCAAAUACGAGGAUAAGGAUGAUCUGGAUUUUGCAUUGAACGUGCGAAAGUUGGCCGCUCUUGCAUUUGUUCCAGAGCCUGACGUAGUUGAUUGUUUUGAAAGACUCCUCCGGACAAAAUUUUAUACGGAUAACGAAGACCUAAUGACAGAUUUGGUAGAUUAUUUUGAGUCCACGUGGAUUGGAAAGCCCCGACGAACCGGCCUUGCCAGAAUGCUUCCUAAAUUUAAGCUGAGCCUCUGGAAUUGUUACGAGGCAUCGUUGAAUGACCUACCCAAAACUAACAACGCAGUUGAAGGCUGA
Myzus persicae (green peach aphid) is the source of this 765-nucleotide messenger RNA. RefSeq lists its product as uncharacterized. The coding region runs from base 1 to 765 and encodes 254 amino acids. The transcript has a single exon. NCBI's taxonomy places the organism in Eukaryota, Metazoa, Arthropoda, Insecta, Hemiptera, Aphididae. The record is from RefSeq and is a predicted model, not a curated record.